GGGCCUUUCUGGACCAUUGAGAGACCCUCACAUGAUAGCUUAAGCAAAUGCUAAGAAGCAUCUGGUGGAGUUUCCUCCAAUUCAUCUGAGCAGGGCAGGGUUGUGGUGUGGUACUGACAAACAAAGCAGCUGAUCUGCUGCUGCUGCUGCUGCUGCUGCUCCUCCUCCUCCUUAGUCUCUGACAGCUCUCCUUUGGGAGGAGGUUAGUCAGACAAGCCUCGCUUAAACUCCGAUGCAGAAGCUCCAUUUCACGAGCAGGAGAACUUUUACCACUUCCAGGGCGCUUUCCUCUAGGUGAGCAUCAACCCAUUUUAAGAAAUAGAUGUGAAAACCGGGCAGCAGCAACAGUUCAAUGCUAUAUGAUUUCAAGUACUGAUAAUCGUAUAAAACAAACGUAGAGAUAGUGAAAUGGCAGAAUAAAAAAUAUGUCUGCUGAGCUAACGGACUGCAGAACAUAGGGAUUCUUCCAGAAGAGGUGAUGGACAAUAACACUCAGAACUGCACCAUUAAUCACAACAUACACCAGAUGUUGUCGCCUGUGAUAUAUAUACUUGUCUUUGUAGUAGGACUCCCAGCCAAUUGUCUCUCACUGUACUAUGCUUACUUGCAAGUUAAGGUCAAGAAUGAACUAGGAAUAUACCUUUGCAAUCUAACCGUAGCCGAUCUGCUUUACAUUUUCUCUUUACCUUUUUGGCUCCAGUAUGUUUUGCAGCAUGACAACUGGACUUACAAUGAACUCUUGUGCAAAAUUUGUGGCAUCCUCCUUUAUGAAAACAUUUAUAUCAGUGUGGGUUUUCUCUGCUGUAUCUCCAUUGACCGUUACCUUGCACUGGUGCAUCCUUUUCGUUUCCAUCAGUGUCGUACAAUGAAGGCUGCUGUGGUGGUGAGCACUGUCAUCUGGACUAAAGAAAUUGUGACUUGUUUGCUGGUUUUUAGACAUGGAGAAGUGAGUAAAGACUCGGAGAGCCACGUAGUGUGCUUUGAGCAUUAUCCCAUAAAAAUCUGGGAACAUAACAUAAACUUUUACCGUUUCACAGCUGGUUUCCUAUUUCCAUUUUGCCUCCUUAUUUUUUCCUACUAUGGAAUUCUACGUGUUGUCCGGAAGAGCCACGGCACUCAGAAAAAGAGGAAAAUUCAAAUUAAACGCCUAGUUUCAAGUACAAUCUUAAUUUUCUUAAUUUGCUUUGGACCAUAUCAUGUUCUUUUGUUAAUACGCAGCCUAUUUGAGAACAGCUGUGAAUUUGCUGCCAGAAUCUUUAACAUCUAUCAUAUUUCUCUUUUGUUGACCACUUUUAAUUGUGUUGCAGAUCCCAUACUAUAUUGCUUUUCAAGUGAAAAUACCUACCAGGAUUUUGCCAAAAUAGGAGGAUCUUGUUUAAAAUGCCUAAGAUGUAUUCCAACAGAAAACAAGGAAUCCUAUCCAUUAAAUACUCCAGAAACCAAGAAAAAAGACAGCGAACAAGCUGAUCUGAACACAGGAUUGGUUAAAUGAACUCGUUAUUCAUAAAAUAGAAGUAUGAACUCUUUCUCACCCAAAGAUGAUGUAAACUCUCCAUGCAUGGAUUUGUUCACUUCACUUUUUUACAUCUAAAUGUAGCUAUGAGAAUCAUUAUAGCCUGUAAAAUGGUUCAUAAUGUAAAAAUACAAUAAAAUCUGCUAUACUGGCAUUCUUUCCAUGUGGGGAAUUCCUUUUUUCCUUUAAAAGAAUCAGCUUCAUUCAAUUCAGAACAUGACCCCAAUGUGUUAGUUAUGCAAACUAUAUUAACUUUGAAGUUUAUAAGCUAUUCAGACACAUGCUCUUUGGAUAAAAAUAAUAUUCUAGAUUUUAAUAGUGUAUUCUUGAAAAGUAGAUGUCAAAAUAUAUUUUUAUAAUCAUGUGUUAAGUCUAGCAACUAGUGUGUGUGUCACAGUGUCUGAAAUUUUUCAGAUCCCUUCUGCUAUAUGAGGUAAAUAGUUACAUGGUUCACACAUUGUGCUAAGCAAAUGGUAGUGUUUUCAAAAAAUAGCCACACCAAAUUUUAUCUCAGUAUCUUGUGAAAACCCAGCUUAUAUGGUUAGUUUAUAGUUAGGAGUGUCAUGCAAACCUACACAACUAGGUUAAUUUUUAAUACUCCACAACUAGAUCAAUUAUUAUUAGUAGACUAAUGUAAACAUAAUACAGUUUAUUUGGUUUCAGCUCAGUCUAUUGUAUGAACAUAGAUUUAUUCCUGGCCAAUAUUGGAACUCAAGUCAACUGAAGCUUAUUUAAAAACUACCUUAAACAAACAAUGCCAUUGCAAGAUAUGUGGAGAAAAAAUUAAAUGCCUGUCUUCAGGGGCAUUUAAGAAAAAAUAGUAUUUAUUUACAAUCAGUAUUAUUUCUUCAUUAUACUAUUAAUGCAGAAUAAACAGCAAAAGUUAGUUUUGUAACAUUUGUACAUAUUCUUUGGAUUAUGUGUAAGGAAUUAAUUUGAGAACUGCCAAACAAGCUUUAGCAGUAAUCUUAUGUUUGUAAAUGUUUGAACUAAAAUGUUACAUUGUUAAUUCAAACACUUCAGAUAUGCUUAGAUCAGAAUUAUUGUGGAUUUCGCAAACAAAAGCAAUGAAUAUUAGGAAUUUUAAAACAGUAAAAAAAAUGGGAGGUAUUAAUGCUUCUAUAUUAAUCUUUGUUAAGUCAAACUUGUUAAAUCAUGUGGUCCAAUAUAAAUGCAAAUAGUUCACAGAAUAAAAACUGAAUCUGAAAUGAAUUACAUACAUUGCUAAAAUAUAUUCUGCACCAAAAAAGACUGACUUUGUCUGGAUCAACAAUUUAUUAGUAGUUUUAUGCAACAAAAUUCUAUACGAAGCCAAGUAGCUAAACCUGCAUUUAUCUGUUGAUUAUAUUUUGCUUACAGUAGUUCUUUCUCCAAUUUAUUCUGACCCUAAUGUGCUUCUUAUGUCAGGGAGCAAAAUUCUCUGAAUGCAAUAAUAUUGAGUCAAAAUGAAUACCCAAAAGUUUGGCAUUUGUUAUUGCAACAGAAAUGGUCAUGGUACCCUAAAACAGAAAUAGCUGAAGAUGAUUAAAACUUUGAUCUGACUGCAGUAUAGCAAUGAUUAAAGCAAGAAGUCAUAACUUAGCCUCUAUGUCAUAUAGUUGUAGGAGGUCCAUUUUAAGCAUUCUUAUAGAAAACAUUAAUUUUAAGUAGUUGGAAAUUGCAUCCGUUUGUAAUUUAAUUUAAUCUCAUUGAUCUAAUUGAGUUUAUUGGAAUAUGCUCAGUUAUAAGUUUACAGAAUCACAACUAAUUUUCUAUUACUAAAUUUGCAUUCACCAAUCAAAAUAACUUCAAGAGCUGUAACAAAAAUGUCCAAUUCCCAGCCCAGAAUUUAAGUGGACCUCUGUCAUCACAUAAUAAAAGUGUAUAUAAAAUAUUUUUUAAUGGGCUGUUUUGGAGGCAAUGAAGUGAGCUGUUAAUAUAUUUCCUUCCUUCCUUCCU
Ahaetulla prasina is the source of this 3451-nucleotide messenger RNA. RefSeq names its product G protein-coupled receptor 68 (gene GPR68). The transcript has 2 exons. Gene Ontology annotation, biological process: cellular response to pH; G protein-coupled receptor signaling pathway. Lineage: Eukaryota; Metazoa; Chordata; Lepidosauria; Squamata; Colubridae. Bases 479 to 1492 code for a protein of 337 amino acids. The record is from RefSeq and is a predicted model, not a curated record. Gene Ontology annotation, molecular function: G protein-coupled receptor activity. Gene Ontology annotation, cellular component: membrane.